Molecule: messenger RNA, 643 nt
Organism: Gallus gallus (chicken)
Lineage: Eukaryota; Metazoa; Chordata; Aves; Galliformes; Phasianidae
Gene: CBP6R1D
Product: feather keratin 1-like
Exons: 2
Coding region: 56-352 (98 amino acids)
Cellular component (GO): intermediate filament
Molecular function (GO): structural constituent of cytoskeleton
Source: RefSeq, a predicted model, not a curated record
CUUCUCCUGACGCCUUCUCCUCUGCACUCCUCCAGGGACCCUCCACCCCACAGCCAUGUCCUGCUACGACCUCUGCCGCCCCUGCGGACCCACCCCGCUGGCUAACAGCUGCAACGAGCCCUGUGUCAGGCAGUGCCAGGACUCCCAGGUCGUCAUCCAGCCUCCCGCCGUGGUGGUCACCCUGCCGGGACCCAUCCUCAGCUCCUUCCCCCAGAACACCGCCGUCGGAUCCUCCUCAUCAGCUGCCGUGGGCAGCGAACUCAGCGCCCAGGGAGUGGCCAUCUCCUCCGGCGGCUUCGGCUUCGGAGGCCUGGGCUGCUUCAACGGCUGGAGAGCCCGCUACCCCUGCUAAGGGCCUGCGCCCACACCCUCACAGCAACCACCACCACCCUGCAAGGCGCCUCAUGCACUGAGCUCUCAUCUCUGUGUCACUGAUGGCACAUGGGCUCACCAGCCGUGGCUCCUCUUCUCACAGAACAAAACUCGCAAGCAGGGAGCAGCGUCACACCACGCUGUCUGGAAACAUCAGCACUGCAGAUUAGUCCUUUCUUUGCACCUUAAGUUGUGCCCUUUAUACCUCGCCAUCUCCAAGCGGAUCCUUCCUGUUCACGAAUUUUCCUCAAUAAAGAUCUCAUGCAUGCCA